GGUAAUUCUAUUUUUCACAACAAUUCCACCACCAGUAGUCGCGUGGUCUACUUUCUCCCUAUUUGGUCUGAUGUAACUGCACUGUUGUUUUCAUGAACUGAAUCCAUCAUUAUCGAAUUAUCCUUGUUUCUGUUUUUGCAACGAGAACACGUUUUAUGCUCUUUAAAAUCAAAAUUUUGUGGCAACAGAACCCAUUUAAGGUUGAACCUUUUAUUUUCACGCUGCUCCAGGCUUAAAAAUGUCGCUGAACACCGAAGAUUGUUCCGAUGCGAUGAAGAGUUCUCGCCGAGACUAUGAACCUCUGCUAAACACUACCACAGAGCCAAGCACUUAUCUCCUCAGCAACGAUCUACGGAUCCAGCAUAGAAAGAACACACCUUGGUUGUCACUGAGCAGUAUAGCGACUCUCUUGUAUGCAUUUGUGGUCGUCAUCGGUCAAGUUACGCAAUAUGUCACUCUACCGAUGUGGAUCGACAGUACCAAGAAUGUGACUUCAUCCCAGAACCAAACUGUUGAGUGGACACCAACAAUAGACAGCUUCUUCGUUUUAUCUUUUGCUUCAUCUGUUUUUGUGACUGUGUUUGGUUCUACCUUAGUUAUUAAUAUCUUUGUUUUUAAGCAAUACUCAAUCCACAAGACAGAUUGGAAUCAUCGCCGUGUAUUUUUAACGGUUGGUUUCUUUCAAGGACUUGCUGCAGUAUUUAUUGUGUUUUCUAGUAGUGGAGAGAGAACUCCGCCUUAUCUACAAGCUAUCCUUGGAAACUUCUCAAUUCCUAUAACACUGUUAUUGAGGUAAAUAUUUCUCAAUCUGUUUUGACUACACUCAAGUUGUUAUUCAGGGGUACCUGCAGCCAGCAGUUUUUGUCAAGAGAGGAGGGGGAAAGUGGAACUCCUGAAACCUGAAUUCCAAAUGUUUUAGAUGCCACUAUGAUAUUGGUAUUUACCAAUGAGAUUAUUUCUUCUUAAGAGAUCAAGAAUUUCUCCUGUGGUGAAGUCAGUAGGUCAGAGCAAAGAUCAGCCUGUAUCAGGAGAAACCACAGACAGUACAUUGCUCCAUCGAUAUAUUUUCUCAACAUAAAGCUUGGUGUGUUAAUAGAACAAGCCAGACUAUGUUGAUGGGGUUCAUUCCAAAAGUGAUUUAAGCUCUUUAACUAUCAAGAAGGUGGUAAAGGGUUUUAACAUGAUGGAUAAGUAAGUCCAAAAUUAAUUAGUGUCCUAAGAAUUUUACAGAAAGGCAAGAAAAGGUGAGAUUUGUGAGGUGUUCCUUUUUGCCUCUGUCUAAUGAUAGCAGUUGAUGGUAGGCACAUACAAAAAGCAGAUAAGAAAAAGGAGAAUAACUAAUCAUAUUCAGGGCAAAAACAUUGUUAAUUUCUCCUGUGGUGAAGUCAGUAGGUCAGAGCAAAGAUCAGCCUGUAUCAGGAGAAACCACAGACAGUACAUUGCUCCAUCGAUAUAUUUUCUCAACAUAAAGCUUGGUGUGUUAAUAGAACAAGCCAGACUAUGUUGAUGGGGUUCAUUCCAAAAGUGAUUUAAGCUCUUUAACUAUCAAGAAGGUGGUAAAGGGUUUUAACAUGAUGGAUAAGUAGGUCCAAAAUUAAUUAGUGUCCUAAGAAUUUUACAGAAAGGCAAGAAAAGGUGAGAUUUGUGAGGUGUUCCUUUUUGCCUCUGUCUAAUGAUAGCAGUUGAUGGUAGGCACAUACAAAAAGCAGGAAAGAAAAAGGAGAAUAACUAAUCAUAUUCAGGGCAAAAACAUUGUUAUGUUUCAUAUUACACUAGAGGAAAACAAGGGAUGACUGGCCACAGGUUUUCUUACCUAGUUUAAAUGUUGUUCCUUGGCCUGUGUGACCUCAUUCUUAUUUUUUCCUUCUCACAACAGAUACCUCUUUUUAAAGAAGGUUCCUACAAGGAGAAAGUUAUUAUCUGCCGUUGCAGUUGUCCUUGGACUUUUUAUCUCUCUUAUUCCAACUUUCUACCCACAUAUUGAUCCUCGAGCUGUAAGACAUCUUGGAGGAGCUACUGGUGCAGGAAGAGUCUUAUGGCCUUUAGCAUUUAUGCUUGGAUUUGUAAGUCAAGAUUAGUAUUUAAAUGCUAAUAUGAGGGGUGACAUUUGUAAAACCACUCCUUGCAAAUGUAUCGCAAAAAUGACGGCAGAAGCAGGGUUGUGUUUCAUAUAAUGUUCUUCACACCUAGUAUAGAUGUUAAAUUUUUUUUCUUAUCCCUUAAACUCCCAUGAGUGACCAUGACAGAAUUUCUCCUUACAAUAUCAAUACAAUAUCAAGUAGACAAGUGAUGAGAAUAAAGAAAAAUAUCAAUUAGGGGAUUAUAAGUUGAUCAAAUCCCAAAUUCUCCCAACUAAUAUCACAAGAAUUGUAUGGCAGACAGCAAGGAGAAUUACUAAUGGAUCUUGGGAGUUAAAGGGUUAACUGAAAGAGGUUAAUAGUCUUCUCUUUGAGACACCUCUCCUAACUUUGAGUGGCCUACAGCAUGAUUCUUGCAUGAAUGCUUGCACAUGGUGUUUGUUGAAAAGGAGCUUAUUGAAUAGAAAGAAAAGAGAAUUCACACCAAUUUCACCCCCUGAAUUGUUGCCCCUGAGGUAUAACAAAUACUAUUUACAGAAAUUUCAAUAAAGUUUGUUGAAAACAGGGACCUUGCAAUUACGUUUCUCAGAUUUCCCUGAAAUCCUGUGGUCAAGGAGCCAUGACCUGAAAACCUCCCACAAAAUGAAUACCUUUUGGGGUUGUCAUCUGCACUUUUACUCUUCUUUUGACAACCUCUCUCAAAACAGCUGUAAUUAACACUAACUGAAAAUUUGUUCUUGUUUUUUUUUUAUUUUGUUUCUCUUUGUAAGGGGAUCUCAGCCCUUUCCUUUGUUAUGGAGGAAAAAGCUAUUAAGUUGCGAGGAAGCAAUCAAACUCAAGCUGGCUUAGUAUCUUUCCUGUUUUGGACAUCACUGGCACAAUUUCUUGUUUUGUUGCCUCUACUCUGGGUGGAUAUCAUUCCUGGAGUCGGACAGACCAGGAACCUUCAUGAAUUUAUUCAAAAGUGAGUAUGGGAAAUUAUAAUUAUUAAUUGGGAAUUACCAAGCAAUGCACAAAACUUUUGAAAAUAAAUUGCAAAUUUAAAAAAGGGGCAAUUUUUUAUUUGCUGUUUAGAAUUUAGUUUUGAUUUUUAACUUAAUCUGCCAUCUAAUAUCUUCUUACAGUAUCACCUCUGAAUCAAACAAAUUAUGUUAUGAGAAUAAAGGAAUGACCGCUAACUACAGAAGCCCUGGAUUGUUUGUCAAAUUCCCCUUGUUAACCCUUUACUCCCUAUCAUCAUUAUGCAUUUUCUCUAUACUGUUCUGUAUACAUUUCCAAAGGUGCUAACAAGGAGAAUUUGUGUAACAAUCAAGAGCUUCUUAAGUUGGUGAUCAUUUUCUUCAUUCUCAUGACCUUAAUGUGUGAUUCAGGGGUGAUAUUGUAAGAAGAAAAAUGAUGCUAGUCACUCUUGGGGGUUAACAGGUUAAUAGGAGAUGUGCAGAGAAAAGUGUGGAGAAUAUACAUGCUGAUUUUAGGGUGUAAAGGGUUGACACACUCAUAGAAGUGUAAGCAUUUAUUUGAUAGUGUUUUUAGCAGUUGUAUAAUGGUCAUUAGACCUUCAGAGGAAUCACAUAUGUACCCAGACAAUUUUUGCCCAAUGUGAACUUGCCUUUGAAAAAGUGGCCAUGUCAGCUCUUCUACUCCCUCAGUCACAUGAUCUUCUCUUAGACCAGUGUCAGAAAAUAUGUUCACAACCAGGUAUCUAAUAUUUUCCUGUGUAUUUUAUUCAGUUGGAUUUUUGGGAUCCAGUGCAUAUUUGGUGGAGUAGGAUGUUCAUGGUCUCCUGGUGUCCUGGCAUUCUUGUUCAUCACUGGUUAUAUUAUGGUUGUCUGUGGUUGUGCAUUGCUUCUUCGAUAUUCAGAGGGAGCAACAUUACUUGCAAUUGUCAUGGUGAGUUUCUCAACCCCAUUAAAGCCCGCAAGUGACCAGCAUGUAAUAUCUCCUUACAGAAAUACUGCUGAAUCAUUCAUAAAGAUCACAAGAACUCUUUGUGAUAUGGAGUACAUUUUUUACAUGUAUACUUCUCAUGUAUCUUUGACAGGCAUAGUUGAUGUACACUUUUCAUGUGAAUUAGAGAAAAAAAUCCUUGAUAUUGUAAUAACACCAUUCAAAACAGACAUUUUUGUUCCUGUUUUUUUCUGUAUCCCUAAACUUUGACCAAGGUUUGGUGCCUUGCACCAAAUAUGGACUGUUAGACUUCACUCAACUCACCUCCAUUAGUUACUUUUUAUAUUCUCUCCUUUCAAUCUUUAGGCUCUUUGUACACCCCUAGGAUUCAUUUUCUGGAUGUUGUUUCAAGAAAAACCCUUCCGGUGGCAUCCCUACUUUCACACUAGUUCCUGGUUCAAUAUUUCUGCUUUAAUCAUCAUGAUCCCAGCAGUGUUCAUUUACAACACAGGGUAAGUUAACUGUGAUGGCAAUCGAACCAAUUACAAUUAAAGUUGCUGGCACAUUCAUACAAAUUUCAAAUUUAAAAAAAAAAACUUUAAUUACAGGGAGUGAUAAACUUAAAAAAUUACAGUAAUUGAGUCUAUGUUAAUAUUGAUGAUCUUGCUAUUUUCUAACUUUUUUAUACAAAUCCUACCCCAUUGGGUACAUUUUUAGAACAGUUUGAUCACAAACUGUGCAUGUUUUCAGCUAUGAUUUAAAGGUGGCAGCCCAUGAAAUCAUUCCCUUUACAAUAGAACUAAAAAGCUGAGCCAUGGAAAUGCAAUAGCAGAAAAGAACAUUCUUUGCAACUGUUAUUUCAUACUGCAUUAUGAAAUACUUGCUAUUUUUAAAUACUAGUAAUUCAGAUCAGCUUAUUCUUUAUUUCUAUUGGUUGAAAACCUAGAAUGCCAGAGAUGGAAAGAGAGGAACUGCUUCAGAUGAAGACGAUCAAAUCAAAGGUCACUGAAAGAUGAACUUUAAUAUUGAUCAUACUGAAAGUUGAUAUGAUUUUUUUAUAUAAUCAUUUGAUAAUUAUCUUUGCUGGUGAAUUUCUUUGUUGUAUGCCUGCUUGUUUCCAUGGUAUUGAAUUCAGUUUUCUGUGAAAAUAAUCUUUGAUUUUUAACUUUUGUAAGGCUCCUUUCAAAAAUUGUAUGGAAACAAAAAAAUUCCACAAUAGGCAGAACUUUGGAGUGUUCCAUGAUCUAGGGCAAAAAUUAAUAUAUUAAUUAAAAAUUAAUAUAUACCAGGCAAUGGAAGCAAAAUUUCCUUGUGCAAGCUUAAAUUUAGUUAAGCUUUACAGAUUAAAAUACAUUUAUGUAAUUAGUCAUCUCCUUUGUAGCCAUUGUUUGGUCUCAUCAUGCACACUCCCCCAUCACUCAUUACUAUGUCAUGAGUUGCAGGAUGUUUUUCUAUUAUUUUUUGGUACAUCGUAAUACAUGGUGAAAGACAAAUUAAAAUCUAUUUAAUUGUUUUUGUAAAUACACUCACCAAGAUUACAAAACAUGAUAUAAAACUUCAAUCAUGGUAGUUACUUUGUGGAAUUCAAUGCUACAAUGAAUUGAUUACAUUUAUCAGCAACCUAAUA
Molecule: messenger RNA, 5592 nt
Organism: Pocillopora meandrina
Lineage: Eukaryota; Metazoa; Cnidaria; Anthozoa; Scleractinia; Pocilloporidae
Source: the annotation of a GenBank genome assembly